This is a messenger RNA of Ceratitis capitata (Mediterranean fruit fly), 721 nucleotides long. It is a transcript of the gene ND-ACP, whose product is annotated as acyl carrier protein, mitochondrial. The record is from RefSeq and is a predicted model, not a curated record. Gene Ontology annotation, molecular function: acyl binding; acyl carrier activity. NCBI's taxonomy places the organism in Eukaryota, Metazoa, Arthropoda, Insecta, Diptera, Tephritidae. Gene Ontology annotation, cellular component: mitochondrion. The transcript has 4 exons. Gene Ontology annotation, biological process: fatty acid biosynthetic process. The coding region runs from base 124 to 588 and encodes 154 amino acids.
GUGAAUACCUCCCCUUAUUUUUUGACAUUUUUUGUGCACGAUUUUUUCUUUGCCGCUAUCUGACAUUAGCUCCUGACGUUUUUACAUAAUAUUCUUCCUAAAGGAGGUCGGAAGCUAUAGAGAAUGUCAUUGACACAAGUUGCUCGUAACUGCAGCCGAUUUGCUGUUGCUGCAAAUGCACUGCGUGUGACGGCCGCAGUCUCAUCUACUGUUCAGCCUCAGUUGAGGAUGAUGCAUAGAAUUAGUGUCAACACACCUGCCAUGAGCAUUUUGUUAAAUCAGAACAAAUCCAACUGGCAAUCACAAUCCGUGCGAAACUUUUCUGCUAAGCCGCCACUCACACUUAAAUUGAUCGGUGAACGUGUCUUGCUCGUACUGAAACUCUAUGACAAGAUUGACCCCAGCAAGCUCAGCGUUGACUCGCAUUUCAUUAAUGAUCUUGGUCUUGAUUCAUUGGAUCAUGUUGAGGUGAUUAUGGCUAUGGAGGAUGAGUUCGGUUUUGAAAUCCCCGAUUCGGAUGCCGAAAAACUGUUAAAACCUGCUGACAUCAUUAAAUAUGUUGCCGAUAAGGAGGACAUCUAUGAUUAAGCCAUUAAAAUAAUUAGUUCUUUCAAGGAUAGUAGCUCACACACGUGAAAUGUAAUUUGUUGAAACACAUGAAAUGGGUGUAAUUUACAUUUACUGUUAAACCAAAUAAAAAGGGAAAACAAACUAAAACUUA